Molecule: messenger RNA, 4186 nt
Organism: Sinocyclocheilus anshuiensis
Lineage: Eukaryota; Metazoa; Chordata; Actinopteri; Cypriniformes; Cyprinidae
Gene: wdr19
Product: WD repeat domain 19
Exons: 38
Coding region: 69-4115 (1348 amino acids)
Biological process (GO): cilium assembly; intraciliary retrograde transport
Cellular component (GO): intraciliary transport particle A; cilium
Molecular function (GO): protein binding
Source: RefSeq, a predicted model, not a curated record
UGCUAAGAGAGAUCAAGACGCGUCGGAGUGAAGCAGCCUGGGAAGUGUAACGUUUUCGACAAACAAAAAUGAAGCGUGUUUUCACGCUGUCAGAAAAGUCCUGGUCUGGAUCAUGUUUGCAAUACAAAUGGCAGAAAACAGUAGGAAACUAUCUUGCAGUUUCAGGCCCUGACAAUUUAGUAAAAAUCUUUGAUCGGCAUGGACAGAAGGUGAAUGAGUUAAAUCUCCCUGGGAAUUGUGUAUCUCUCGACUGGGAUAAAGAUGGCGAUAUCUUGGCUGUGAUUGCUGAAAAGUCCAGUUCCAUUUACUUGUGGGAUGCAAAUGUUAACAAAACCUCACAGCUGGACAGUGGCAUGAAAGAUCAGAUGUCUUUUCUGCUCUGGUCCAAAACUGGGCCACUGUUGGCUGUUGGCACAUCUAAAGGAAACCUGCUCAUCUACAACCAGCAAACCUCACGCAAGAUUCCGGUUCUGGGUAAGCACACAAAGAAAAUCACAUGUGGCUGUUGGAGCUCUCAGAACCUCCUGGCGUUGGGCAGUGAAGACCGCAGCAUAACCAUCAGCAACCACGAGGGAGACACCAUUCGGCAGACCUCUGUGAGAGCAGAUCCAGCAGAUGUUCAGUUCUCAGUGAUGAAAACAGAUGAGAGAUCAUCUCCAGGAGAAAGCACUGUGAGUGUGGCUUUGGGGAAGAAGACCCUGUUUCUGUUUAAUCUGAAUGACCCCGAUAACCCCAUAGAACUGGCAUUUCAGCAGCGUUACGGCAACAUCAUCUCCUACCGCUGGUAUGGGGAUGGCUAUAUCAUGAUUGGAUUUUCACAUGGCUACUUUGUGGUCAUUUCCACACACAUCCGUGAGAUUGGCCAAGAGUUGUUUCAAGCCCACAAUCAUAAAGACAGCCUGACUAGCAUCGCCAUCUCACAGUCCCUAAACAAGGCUGCGUCCUGUGGGGACAACUGUAUUAAGAUACAUGACUUGACUGAUCUGAAGGAAAUGUACGCCAUAGUCACUCUGGAUGAGGAGACCAAAGGACUUGAUCAGAUGUGUUGGACUGAUGACGGGCAGCUGCUAGCUGUAUCUUCUCAGCAGGGAUCUUUGCACGUCUUCCUCACCAAGCUGCCCAUAUUGGGAGACAGCAGUGGCACUAGAAUCGCCUAUCUUACAUCCCUGUUGGAGGUUACAGUCGACAACCAGGUGGAAGGGGAGUCCCCCGUUGCUAUUGCAGUGGAGGUGGAGCCUAGUUUCAUAGCUGUGGGACCAUAUCAUGUUGCUGUAGGCAUGAAUAACAGAGCAUGGUUUUAUGCAUUAGGAGACAGUGGUGUGGAGCGUGUAAAAGACACGGAGUAUUUAGGGACAGUGGCCAGUAUGUGUCUGAACUGUGACUAUGCUGCUGCCUUGUUUGAGGGGAAAGUCCAGUUGCAUGUGAUUGAUGGAGAUGAGCAGGUUGUUCAGGAGGACAGACAGACGAAACUGUUCCCAGAACCCGAUCAGAAAUACCGCAUACUCAGUCAUGCUCUCACCUCUGAGUUUCUGUAUUAUGGGACGGACACCGGCUUGAUUCAGUGUUUUUAUUUUGAAGACUGGCAAAGUGUGAAUGAGUAUCGCCACACAGUGGGUGUACGCAAAGUCUUUCCAGACCCCAAUGGAACACGUCUUGUUUUUAUUGAUGAAAAAAGUGACAGCUUCCUAUACUGCCCGGUGAAUGAUUCCGUGUUUGAGAUCCCAGACUUCUCUCCUGCCAUUAAAGGGGUAUUGUGGGAAAACUGGUUCAGCAAUAAGGGCGUGUUUGUGGCGUAUGAGGAGGACAAAGCUUACACGUAUGCCUUCCACAAAGACACCAUACAGGGUUCUAAAGUGAUUCUAGUUGGUGCCACCAAGUUGCCAUUUUCCCAUAAGCCCUUGCUGUUGCAUAACGGGGAGCUGACAUGUCAGACCCAGAGUGGGAAGAUUAAUAGUGUGGUUCUGAACACGCAUUCAUUCCUCAACAACCCACACAGUGACACCAGUAAAGACAAACUCCAGUCGUUACUGCAACAGGCUAUUAUGCUCAAAAGGUUUUCUGAUGCGUGGAAUAUCUGUAAAGCUUUGAACAGAACCGAGGCGUGGGGUGAGCUGGGCAGGGCAUGUCUGCAUCACAUGGAGGUUGAACUGGCCAUCAGAGUAUACCGCAUGAUGGGAAACGUCGGCAUGGUCAUGUCCCUAGAGGACAUCAAGGGAAUUGAAGAUCAAAAUUUGCUGGCUGGUCAUUUGGCCAUGUUCUGCAAUGACUACAACCGAGCCCAGGACUUGUAUCUGACUUCUUCUUAUCCUAUGGCAGCUUUGGAGAUGAGAAGGGACCUGCAGCAUUGGGACAGUGCGUUACAGCUGGCUAAAAGACUGGACCCUGAUGAGAUCCCAUUUAUUUCUAAAGAAUAUGCCAUACAGCUGGAAUUUGUUGGAGAUUAUACAAAUGCACUGGCUCACUACGAGAAAGGCAUAACAGGAAACAACAAGUUCCAGGAUCAUGAUGAGAGCUGUCUGGCAGGAGUGGCUCGUAUGUCUAUUCGUAUGGGUGACAUUCGUAGAGGAGCCAACCAGGCCAUCAAACACCCCAGCAGAGCUCUGAAGAAAGACUGUGGAGCCAUUCUGGAAAGCAUGAAGCAAUAUUCAGAAGCGGCUCAGCUGUAUGAGAAAGGCCAGUACUAUGACAAAGCUGCCUCAGUCUACAUACGCUGCAAAAACUGGGCAAAGGUGGGCGAGCUCUUGCCCCAUGUGACUUCCCCAAAGAUUCACCUGCAGUACGCUAAGGCAAAGGAGGCGGAUGGCAAAUAUAAAGAGGCAGCAAUGGCCUAUGAAAGCGCACGAGACUGGGACAACGUCAUUCGAAUCCUACUGGAGCAUCUUAACAGCCCUGAGGAGGCUGUCCGCAUCGUACGAGAAACUCAGUCCAUCGAAGGAGCCAAAAUGGUGGCCAGGUUUUUCCUGCGUUUGAGUGAUUACGGCUCAGCGAUCCAGUUCCUGGUUUUGUCACGUUGCAGCGAUGAAGCUUUUCAGCUUGCCCAGCAGCACGGGCAGAUGGAGAUCUACGCUGACAUCAUCGGUUCGGAGGCUACAAUAGAGGACUAUCAGAGCAUAGCGCUGUAUUUUGAGGGGGAGAAGAAUCAUCUUCAUGCUGGGAAGUUCUUUCAGAAGUGUGGACAGUACAGCAGGGCGCUGAAGCACUUUUUGAAAUGUCCUAGCUCUGAUGACAGUUUGGCUAUAGAGAUGGCCAUUGAGACAGUAGGGGAAGCAAAGGAUGAAGCUCUAACCAAUCAGCUUAUUGAUUAUCUGAUGGGGGAAAGUGACGGAAUGCCAAAGUCUCUUGCCGAUGCAAAAUAUCUGUUCCGGUUGUACAUGGCUCUCAAACAGUACAGAGAGGCAGCGAGAACUGCUAUUAUUAUCGCCAGAGAGGAGCAAUCUGCAGGAAACUACAGGAAUGCCCAUGAUGUUUUGUUCAGCAUGUACGCUGAGCUUCAGACACAGCACAUUAAGAUCCCAGCAGAGAUGGCCACAAACCUGAUGAUCCUGCACAGCUACAUACUAGUGAAGAUCCAUGUCAAAAGAGGAGAUCAUUUAAAGGGGGCCCGAAUGCUUAUCCGUGUGUCCAACAACAUCAGCAGAUUCCCAUCCCACAUUGUCCCCAUCCUCACAUCAGCGGUUAUUGAAUGUCAUCGUGCUGGACUAAAGAACUCUGCCUUCAGCUUUGCCUCUAUGCUGAUGAGACCAGAAUAUCGUAACAAGAUUGAUCUCAAAUACAAGAAGAAAAUCGAGGCCAUGGUCCGUCGUCCAGAUACUUCUGAGGUGGAGGAGGAGAGCUCACCCUGUCCCUACUGCGGCUUCAGCCUGCCUGACUGUGAGCUGCUCUGUCCCGGCUGCAAAAACAAUCUGCCCUACUGUAUCGCCACAGGUCGUCACAUGGUCAAGGAGGAUUGGUGUGUCUGCCCACACUGUGAUUUCCCCGCUCUCAUUUCGCAGUUCACCCAGCUCUUAGAGGCCGAGUCGGUUUGCCCCAUGUGCUCUGAGCCUUUAAAUGUCAGUGAGGUGAAAAAAGUUUCGGACUGCUCCAGAUAUCUGCAGCAGGACCAACUGGAGCGCUGAGAUCCAGAGAUCAAGAAAGGAGAAAUGAAAGGAUUUUUCCUGUUUACAGAAUUUUGAGAAGCCAGGACUGA